AUGGGAAUUAGCCAAAGGACGGUGUCUCGUCCGACCACACCCAUGAAAAAGGGAGAGGUCGGAAGAGGGGUUCCGUUCCGCAGGCCCACACCUCCGGUGACACCGAAGGAUGUCGACUUCGGUCCAGCUUGUGAUGCACAAGCCAGGAUCAGACGAAUCAUCUCCCGGUCUGAGGUGAAAGACCCCGAUCACGACCCAGUGCCUUCGAGCCCGGCAGCUCCGCCAAUGGCCCCGGCCUCGACGGUUCCGGUUGUGCCACCACCUGGGCAUGGCGGCCCGCACAUCUUAGAGGAUUCCAGAGGGGCCCUCGGCGAGUCUGACCUGGGGCUUCCAGGCACAGUUAUGGAUCCCAUCUUGGAAGAUGGAGGCAUAGUUGUUGGCACAUCGAGGAGCCGAGCCUCUUCUCGCGCCUCCCGGCGCUCGACCACAGCGCCACGCUCCUCCAUGUUCCCGUGGAUGGCGAGCCCGUCGGGCUUGCGUGACAUUGACGAAGGCAUACCUAUAUCUGCCACCGGACCUCGGUAUGCGGGCACCCCUGCCCAGGCAGCAGAGGCCUUGCUCAACGGAGUGUCCGAGGCAGUGCAUUCUCCGUUUUCUGCUGCUCCGGAUACUAGAGGAGCGGCUGCCAAGGCCUCAAUGCCGAGACACGUGGCUUGCAUACGAAAGCAAGUUCUCGCUUCCAGGCCUGGGAAACUUAAGGGCUCUAUAGAAGAUGCUUGGCUCAUUCAGGUUGAUUCAUACAUAUAUACACACAUAUUUGUUUACAUGUGA
This is a messenger RNA of Symbiodinium sp. CCMP2456, 771 nucleotides long. Lineage: Eukaryota; Dinophyceae; Suessiales; Symbiodiniaceae. The record is from the annotation of a GenBank genome assembly.